Messenger RNA from Siniperca chuatsi (mandarin fish), 2090 nucleotides. RefSeq names its product TRAF interacting protein with forkhead associated domain (gene tifa). Gene Ontology annotation, biological process: canonical NF-kappaB signal transduction. The transcript is spliced from 2 exons. The coding region runs from base 1235 to 1825 and encodes 196 amino acids. NCBI's taxonomy places the organism in Eukaryota, Metazoa, Chordata, Actinopteri, Centrarchiformes, Sinipercidae. Gene Ontology annotation, molecular function: protein binding. The record is from RefSeq and is a predicted model, not a curated record.
AAGUUUGGUAAUAACUCACAAAUUAAAUUUUUGUAUUUAUUAACGUCACUUUUCACUGCUUGAUUCAUAGAGUUACCAAAGGAAUGCAAGUUGGUAACGACUUCUCAUCGUAACUAAGCGCCCAGGGUUAAUUUGUAACAGUUUGAUUUUACAGCAGGGCUUUGUUUCCCGCUAUGGUGGUUAAUAUUGCUGGGUCAAUAAUAAAAGUAACAAAAUGCAGACUACGUGACUACACCUCUGUGACUUCCUUUCUGUUUCAGGUUGCUUGCAUCAUCAGGGAAUUUUCAGUGCUGUAAUGCUACGUUCAGGCGCACAUCUUAAAAUUGUAUGUUACAGAACGGCAACCCAUUCAUUGAAUAUUUGAUUCGAAAAAUUAAAAAAAUAAAAUAAAUAAACAUUGUAACAAAGGUAGCAGUGAGUAGAGUGAAGUUUUUUUUAUUUUCAAAAGCUAGUGGCACAUGUAGCACAAUAAUCUGGAGUAGCCAUGCAACUAUAAUUAUUGGUAUUAUGGUGUAAUCUGUUGACUAUUUUGACUGGUUUGUCCAAUGGACAGUCUGUUAAACGUCAGGGAAUGUUGAAAUAUGCCAAUAUAAAACGGAGAAAGCAGCAAAUCGUCACAUUUGAGAGGCGUGAACCAGUGAAUGCUUGGCAUUUCGCUUGACAAAUGACGAUUAAUUUAUAAUCAAAAUUGUUGUUGCUGUUAAUCAACUCACCAAUUAAUCGUUUCAGCACUAAAGUGGAGCACUAAAGUGAUUAACAUAUUUGUAAAUGUAGCUGGUGGGCCACUGAUUUGCAUCUGUGUUAGUGGCAAAUGACCUUGCCAGACUGACAAACUGGCUAACAGUUGUAUUUUUUUCCCCAGUUGCUGGACAGAACAUCCAUGCUUACUUUAUGAAAUGAAAAUACAGACUUUUCCGUUCUAUUCACCACUGCUUUACCUCAUCCACAAUUUAUAACCGCGGUUUUUUUUUUUCCGGAUUUGCACUUGAAAGCAGCAUUGCUACGACUUGGUCUUGUGAGAAAACAAGAGCUUGCAAAGAGCAGUCGGGAGGAGUCUUCCUGUUUUCACUCUCAGCUCCAACACCGUUAGUUCCCACUCGGUGCUCAGAGUAGGCUACAUGUGAUACAGCUUUUCUGUGGACGGAGUAAAAGCACCUAUCUUCAAAUCAAAAACUUCCACAUACAGGCUUUCAUCACUGAGUGUCAACAGGUCAAUUCACCCUCUUUUUUUGUCAUGAUGAAUGUGACCCAGACAAUGGAGACAGAGGAGGAUCUCCUCACUUGUCUCCACAUCAAGCUUUACCACCCUCAGCAGAGCUGUAAGGGCCUUUACGGGCUGCUUCCUCUGGGGAACCGGAGCAGACACUCGGCAGAUGACCCUCUCAGGCUGGGCCGUGACGCCCAGGCCUGCACCUUCGCCCUGGUCGACAUCCGGGUGUCCCGCAAACAGCUGGCCCUCCACGCCUACCGCACCCCCAAGAGCCCGGACAUGCUGUUCACCAUCCAGAACUUGAGCCAGAGGGGGCUACUGUCAGUGAACAGCUCAGCACUGGGCUACCUGGAAAGGAUGGACCUCCCGGACAAGGCCCUGAUCCGGUUCGGAGAGUACGAGAUGCUGAUCAUCCGAGAGUCUGGCGAGGCCAAGGGGAGCUUCGAGGUGCUGUUUGAGGUGCUGCCAGUGCCUCCGUCCAGAGAGACAUGCAUGUGUGUGCCUACCACGACACCUGUCAUGGACACAGGCUCAUGUGUGGUGAACAGUUUCCCAGCUGAACUCCGAGUACUUGGCCCCCUGGAGACUGAUGAGACUCUCAUGUGUAAUUUAUGAUGAACUAUCACUGCUCUGUUAAAUGUGACUUUUUACUUUCUGCAAUACAAAUGAUGGUUGUAGUUGUCACAUUAGAGUUCAAGCAAGCUUGGAUAAGAUCCCUCUUUGUAAUGUGAAAUCAUAGUAUUAUUUUGCACCCUAUAUCCUAUUACUCCAGAUUAAAAAGCUUAAAAAUCUUAUAUAAUGACACCUACUUUUAAAGUGUAACAGACUGAUUUCUACAUUUUCAACUUGAGCACAUUAAAUUGUUUUUUUUUGGUACCAA